Messenger RNA from Peromyscus maniculatus bairdii (prairie deer mouse), 3982 nucleotides. Its product is annotated as sperm motility kinase X-like. The record is from RefSeq and is a predicted model, not a curated record. NCBI's taxonomy places the organism in Eukaryota, Metazoa, Chordata, Mammalia, Rodentia, Cricetidae. Gene Ontology annotation, cellular component: cytoplasm; nucleus; cytosol. Gene Ontology annotation, molecular function: ATP binding; protein serine/threonine kinase activity. Gene Ontology annotation, biological process: negative regulation of glycogen biosynthetic process; protein phosphorylation; intracellular signal transduction.
UGUGCAUAUAACACACUGCCUAGGGCUGGGUUUUGUCCUUCUAGUACAGAGAGCUGUUGGAUGGUGAUCUGUGGGACUUGGACGUGGGUGAAAGUUUUGGACCUGGAUGUUGGUGAAGUUUUGGACUCGGAUGCUGGUGACUUGUUGUACUUGACAGAUUGGUGUUGGUACAAGCAUUUAUAUCAACAAAGAAGAAGAAGUGGGAAAUGGCUCAAGGCAAAACCCUACAGCACAACUCUUUUGACGAAGAGGCUUUAACAGAGCACUAUAAAAUCCUAAAGACCCUUGGCCGAGGAGCAUUCGGAGAAGUAAAGUUGGCUAGCCAUCUACUCACCCAGACAAGGGUAGCAGUAAAAGUUCUUCCAAAAGGCACAAAGAAUAGCUUCAUCAAAUCAGAAAUUGAAAUAAUGAAAUCUCUAGACCAUCCCAAUAUCAUUAAACUUUUGCACAUAAUCGACACCACAAAAAACACUUACAUGGUUAUGGAACAUGCCACAGGUGGAGAGCUAAUGAACAGGAUUGUGGAGUUUGGCUACCUACCGGAGGAGGAGUCCCAUAAGAUAUUUAAACAGAUGGUGUGUGCCCUCCAGUAUUGUCACAGGAAAGGGAUUGCUCACAGGGAUCUAAAGCCCGAAAAUAUUUUAGUGGAUGGCAAAGGCAAUAUAAAACUCAGUGAUUUUGGGCUGGGCACCAAGCUUACCAUGGGGCAGAAGCUAGCAUAUUUCUGUGGGACCCUUCCUUAUUGUGCCCCAGAACUCUUUGAAGGUGGAGGUUACGAUGGCCGAGCAAUCGACAUUUGGAGUUUGGGGGUUGUACUCUACUUUAUGUCAACAGGGUGCCUCCCUUUCAAGGGAACUACCUUUGGAAUACUAAAGGACAAAAUCUUGUCAGGAAAGUACUCUCUUGAAUUCAAGUUGUCGCCAGAGCUUUGGGAUGUUAUUGCUAAGUUGUUAACUGUAAAUCCUGGACAAAGACCAAGAAUAGAUGACGUUGUAGGCUUUCAAUGGCUAAAGCAUGGCAAUGAAGGUUCUCUCAAUCCCUUUAGAGAGAACAAUGAAGACAGCUACCCAGACCCCACUGUGAUGGUCAUCAUGGGUGUCAUGGGUUAUAAGCAAGGAGAGAUAAUGGAAGCUUUACAGGAGAAGAAGUUUGAUCAGGUGAUGGCCACCUACUUGAUUCUUAGGCAACAGUCACCCUGGGAAGACGACAUUAUAAAAGAUCUUCGGCCCAAGCAGUCUUCCGGAACCUUGAAUGUUACAGACCUUCCCACAAUACCUAAAGUGGCUAUAAAGAGAGGAUCUAGUACCCCUAUCCUUCCCACUUCUUCCAUUUUGCCCACUCUACCUGAGAGUCCUGAGAACGACAAAAAGGGGAGAACGAGGUACAGUAUGCCUCCCACCGUGAACUGCCCUAACAAGAAAAUAGCCCCAGUUGAAAGAAUCUGCCCCCAUCGUGUACACGAGGCUAACUUCAUGAAUAGCACUUGGGGGGAUACAGGGAGCACUAUUAACACCUCCAAUGAAAUAUGUACCAAAGUGUCUUCAAGACUGGAAACUUACUCCAACAAGUUAUCCCUGAAUGUGUCCAAAGCUGGCCCUAACAAAUCAAAGAGCAAGGCGUCCUCACAGGAGGCUUUAUCUCAUCACACCCCAAUGGAGGAAGUUCAGUGCAAAGAUGUCAACAUACCAGGUGAAAAUAUCGGCUCAUCUCUCCCACAAACCUCACCUCAGGAGGACCUCAGAGGACAGCCCCACAGCGUAGCUACAGCUAGUCGGAGAGGUGAAAGGACCAGCUCAUCUCUCUCACAAACUGCACCUCAGGAGGACCUCAGGGGACAGCCCCACAGUGUGGCUACAGCUGCUUCAAAGAGCAACACGACCUCACAGGAUAGAUCACCCCCAUUCUCCAGCAAGGAGGCCCAGGAUGAGGGUCCCAUUGUACGAGAAAAAGACCUCAGCCCAUCCUCCCCAGAAACACCCCAGGGACACCUCAGUGGCCGGAGCCAGACUGCACCCAGAGCUCCCUUUAGAAAGCGGGUUUGGAAGAGCCUACAGAGCAGAAUUAUAAAAGGCCUGAGAAGUUUGUGUUGCUGCCUACCAACGGAAAAGAGGGAGCACCUAGGCUGCAACAAAAUCCUGCCUGUGAGCUUAAAGGAUCACGGAGGCAGCCAAGGUAACAGUGCUGUUGGAGGCACUGUGCUCCCUGGAAGCUGAAACUAGCGAGUGGAGAGCGGCGUGCUGAAGAUGCACACGGUGCAGGAGAGAGCCAGGUAGGUUCAUGAUGGCUGGUGGUGCCACAAUUGUGCCAGUAAAGUGAAGCACUCUUUGGGACCAGAAGUCCUUUAAACAAGGAUCCACGGAGUGCUGUGGUCAUUAGGAAAACAGGCCUCAGAGGACCUUCCACGCACAGAGAGAUCGUCAGUCCAGCUACCUGUCUCCAGGUAUACCUAUGAGUCAUUAGAAGAGACAGCGGCACUGGAAGCAGAGGAGGACUCCAGAGGCCUGACCAGUUUGUAUGUGUUCAAGAUGGAUAUUGCUGAUCAGGUUGGAGCCAGAAACAGAGCAACGAGUCUGCAGACAGUGUCCAUCUUGUGCUCAUUUGGGAAGGUAGAGUGUGUGGGAACAGGUGAGUCCAUUAGUUAUGGUGCGGCUCUCAGCACCAUGCUGAACUACUAGACAGCUUGCUUCCUGUCCCCACCAGAUCCAGACACCUUCACAACUCACCCCAGCACUAUUAUGGGUGAACAUGCUUGUUGCUUUGCAACCUGAGUCAUAUGGAUGUAUUCUUCUGUAUUCUGCAUCUGGACAGACAGACAGACAGACAGACAGACACACACACACAACACACACACACACACACACACACACACACACACACACACACACACACACACACACACACACUUCUUCCAGUAUACCUUGUGUACAGUUGACACUAGUGAAGUUUGUUUGAACUGGAGAGGAUUCCCAUUCCAAGCAAGGUAGUUUCAUAUUCCAUGUGAUUUCCCUCCUGGAAAUGCCUCAAAUUCCACUAACUCAGCUUGUUCCUGUCUCCACCCACACGGCAAACACUUACCACCCUGCUCUACUGAUUCGCAGGAGCCACGUGAAGCCAGCACAUGCCAUGGUGCACAUUUUGCCCCAGGGCAUCCGUUCCUGUGCAAGGUAAGGCCCACCAGCUGUGCUUUGAGUGGAAGCAAGGUGAAGUCUGGAGUGUCUGACAGUUGGAUUCAGAGAUGGAGCUGGUUCCAAGCAUGAUCGUGGAUAGAAUCUGUAGAUGGAAAAAAUGGCAACUCCUGGCCUAACAACUCCACCCUAACUUCCUCUGGGUAGCUCAUGGUCUCCUGCCAUAUUCCCACCUCCUAAGAAAACUCAGAGACACCUAAAGAGAUUUAAGGAGUCAGAUCCACACCCCUCCUUAGGCCCAGACUGAAGUGUACUCCAAAACCACACUUUAGAAUACCCCAAGAUACUAUUUUCAACACUAUCUCACACAAAGAUCCCAGCUGUUUUCUUUCUGACAUCCUGUAGGGACAUUGCUGUUGCUGAGGCUUUGUGUCCCCAGGCAGCAGGCUGGGAAAGAUCUUUGCUACCUGUGUGUCCCUAUGCUGGGGCUGCCAAGGAGAUUCCUGGGACUACACUCAGCAAGGGACAUUUUCAACUGGAUGGUGCUUAGAGCAGGAGAUGCCACUUAAGCCCUAACACACUGGAUGGAAGAACGACACACAGGUCUCCUUGAUGGAGGCGACUUCUUCUGAAGUUGGGCCAGAGACUUACAAGCAGAUGGACUAAAGAGGAACAAGGGAAAAUGUCUACUGAUCCAGGUGAAGAUCAGCCCUCAAGGAUAUGCUCAGAGAGCUGGGCAUAAGACUGCUCUCCAGAAGUGUUACCAAGAAAGACAGGCACUGGACAAAAAGAUACAUGGCACAGUAUGAAUAAAGAUACUGUUUUCUUGUUACAAUAAAUUCCUUUGUAUAUUUGAA